UGUAACUUGAAGGCUGAAACUGGCCCAUGUCGAGCUCUAGAUCCAAGAUAUCAUUAUAAUAGUCAGAAGAAGACUUGUCAGAAGUUUAACUAUGGUGGUUGUGCUGGGAAUAAAAAUAAUUUUAAAACAGAAGAAGAAUGUAUAAAUUUCUGU
Lottia gigantea (owl limpet) is the source of this 153-nucleotide messenger RNA. RefSeq lists its product as hypothetical. NCBI's taxonomy places the organism in Eukaryota, Metazoa, Mollusca, Gastropoda, Lottiidae. The record is from RefSeq and is a predicted model, not a curated record. The transcript has a single exon. The annotation marks the transcript as partial. Gene Ontology annotation, molecular function: serine-type endopeptidase inhibitor activity.